AUGGUCAACUUCACCAUCGACGAGAUCAGGCUACUGAUGGACAAGCCUACCAAUGUCCGUAACAUGUCCGUCAUUGCCCACGUCGAUCAUGGCAAGUCUACCCUGACAGACUCUCUCUUGGCCAAAGCCGGUAUCAUCUCCACCGCGAAAGCUGGUGAUGCCCGAGCUACGGAUACGAGAGCAGACGAACAGGAGCGUGGUAUUACUAUCAAGUCUACUGCCAUCUCUCUGUACGGCAACCUACCCAACGACGAUGACCUAAAGGACAUCGUUGGCCAGAAGGCCGAUGGCCGAGAUUUCUUGAUCAACCUGAUCGACUCGCCUGGUCACGUUGAUUUCUCUUCCGAAGUUACCGCUGCCCUGCGUGUCACUGACGGUGCCCUCGUCGUCGUCGACACCAUUGAGGGUGUCUGUGUCCAGACUGAGACUGUCUUACGACAGGCUCUUGCUGAGCGAAUCAAGCCUGUUAUCAUCAUCAACAAGGUCGACCGUGCUCUUCUCGAGCUGCAGGUCUCCAAGGAGGAUCUUUACCAGUCCUUCUCCCGAACAAUUGAGUCCGUUAACGUCAUCAUCUCCACCUACCUCGACAAGACUCUGGGUGACAUCCAGGUCUACCCCGAGAAGGGUACUGUCGCUUUCGGUUCCGGUCUCCACGGCUGGGCUUUCACCAUCCGCCAAUUCGCCGUCCGAUACGCCAAGAAGUUCGGUGUUGACCGAAACAAGAUGAUGGAGCGUCUAUGGGGUGACAACUACUUCAACGCUGCUACCAAGAAGUGGACUACCAAGAGCACCCACGAUGGCAAGCCCCUAGAGCGUGCCUUCAACCAGUUCAUUUUGGACCCUAUCUUCAAGAUCUUUGCGGCUGUGAACCACGCCAAGAAGGACGAGAUCACCACCCUACUCUCCAAGCUUGACCUCAAGCUUACCAGCGAGGACCGGGAUAAGGAGGGCAAGCAGCUCCUCAAGGCUGUCAUGCGAACUUUCCUUCCCGCUGCCGACUCUCUCUUGGAAAUGAUGAUUCUCCACCUUCCCUCUCCCGUUACCGCCCAGAGGUACCGUGCCGAGACUCUGUACGAGGGUCCCCCUGAUGACGAGGCUGCCAUUGGUAUCCGAGACUGUGAUCCUAAGGGUCCCCUUAUGCUUUACGUCUCCAAGAUGGUGCCGACCUCCGAUAAGGGUCGUUUCUACGCUUUCGGUCGUGUCUUCUCCGGUACCGUCCGAUCCGGUCUCAAGGUCCGCAUUCAGGGUCCCAACUACACCCCUGGAAAGAAGGAGGACUUGUUCGUCAAGGCUAUCCAGCGUACUGUUCUGAUGAUGGGCGGCAAGGUCGAGCCCAUUGACGACAUGCCUGCUGGCAACAUCGUCGGUCUGGUCGGUAUCGACCAGUUCCUUCUCAAGUCUGGUACUCUUACCACUCUGGACACUGCCCACAACCUUAAGGUCAUGAAGUUCUCCGUCUCCCCUGUUGUCCAGCGAUCCGUUCAGGUCAAGAACGCUCAGGAUCUUCCCAAGCUUGUCGAAGGUCUUAAGCGUCUGUCUAAGUCUGACCCUUGUGUCUUGACCACGACUUCCGAGUCCGGUGAGCAUGUUGUUGCUGGUGCUGGUGAGUUGCAUCUUGAGAUUUGCUUGAAGGAUCUCGAGGAGGACCACGCUGGUGUUCCCCUUAUCAUCUCCGACCCCGUUGUCCAGUACCGAGAGACCGUUGCUGGCAAGUCCAGCAUCACUGCUCUGUCCAAGUCCCCCAACAAGCACAACCGUCUGUACAUGGUUGCUGAGCCGAUCGACGAGGAGCUUGCCAAGACGAUCGAGGAGGGCAAGAUCGGACCUCGUGACGAUUUCAAGGCUCGUGCCCGUAUCCUAGCUGACGACUUCGGUUGGGAUGUCACCGAUGCCCGAAAGAUUUGGUGUUUCGGUCCCGAUACUGUCGGUGCCAACUUGCUGGUUGACCAGACCAAGGCCGUACAGUACCUCAACGAAAUCAAGGACUCUGUCGUCUCCGGUUUCCAGUGGGCUUCCCGUGAAGGACCCGUUGCCGAGGAGCCGAUGCGAGCCGUCCGAUUCAACAUCCUCGAUGUUACCCUCCACGCCGAUGCUAUCCACCGUGGUGGUGGUCAGAUCAUCCCCACUACCCGACGUGUUCUGUACGCUGCUGCGCUACUUGCUGAGCCCGCUCUCAUGGAGCCUGUCUACUUGGUAGAAAUCCAGGUCCCCGAGCAAGCUAUGGGUGGUGUCUACGGUGUCCUUACCCGAAGAAGAGGUCACGUCUUCAACGAGGAGCAACGUCCUGGUACUCCUCUAUUCACAAUCAAGGCCUACCUACCCAUCAUGGAGUCUUUCGGCUUCAACGGCGAUCUCCGACAAGCCACAUCCGGCCAGGCUUUCCCUCAACUCGUCUUCGACCACUGGCAAUUACUACCUGGUGGAUCUCCCCUCGACAAGACCACAAAGGUCGGACAAAUCGUCGAGACAAUGCGAAAGCGCAAGGGUAUCAAGGUCGAAGUACCGGAUGUCAGCAACUACUACGACAAGCUAUAA
Daldinia childiae is the source of this 2535-nucleotide messenger RNA. Its product is annotated as Elongation factor 2. The coding region runs from base 1 to 2535 and encodes 844 amino acids. The transcript is spliced from 4 exons. Lineage: Eukaryota; Fungi; Ascomycota; Sordariomycetes; Xylariales; Hypoxylaceae. Gene Ontology annotation, molecular function: GTPase activity; ribosome binding; translation elongation factor activity. The record is from RefSeq and is a predicted model, not a curated record. Gene Ontology annotation, biological process: translational elongation. Gene Ontology annotation, cellular component: ribonucleoprotein complex; cytosol.